AUGCUUCAAUGUACAGAGUGUGAGAUGUGGAGGUUACUGUUUACAAAGAACAAGUUGAAACCAGCUCAGAAGACACAAUUGACGAAUGUGCUUGGAGAUGAUGUGGAGUACACCUGCGGUGCAACAUUAGGUGAGUUGAACUGUUAGAUAUUGUUCUACAAUUUUGGUCAGAGUGAAGGUUGCAUGAAAUUUCAAUUUGAAAAUCUUACAACUACGGCUACAUGUAGUUAAUAUAUUUAAUGCAUAUUUAUAUAUCAAUAUUUAGGAAUGAACAAAGUACAUUCUAGUGUAUUGUUUUUCAGAGGAAUUUGAAUGGCCAGAAAACUUUCCCACCGUGUUCAUCAGAGACCAUACGUGCUAUGACAAGAUCGAGAAGCUCUACUACUCUUGUGAUUAUGAGGAUAUUUGUAUUUAUUGCUCAAAGGACUCUAACCUAGUUGAAAUUGAAGAUAAUGUUUUUUAUCCACAGUGCCAGGAAUGCAUUAAUAAAGGAAGGAAUAAAAUUGCAUGA
Molecule: messenger RNA, 511 nt
Organism: Paramuricea clavata
Lineage: Eukaryota; Metazoa; Cnidaria; Anthozoa; Malacalcyonacea; Plexauridae
Source: the annotation of a GenBank genome assembly